AUGCUCCUCUGGCGAAUGGCGAACAAUGGUACGACAUACGUCGUGCGUCGCAAUGCAGUACUUUGGCUACGAGGUAAGGUCGGAGAAAUUGCAGACAAAGACGCGCCAAAUAAGGGAACCACACACCUCGAGACAUCUGUCAUCUGUACCUCGCCAGAAUGCGUCGCAUGGAAUGAUUGGCAAUGUGGCAAAACAGACAAGGACCAGGCUAUUUGA
Messenger RNA from Sporothrix schenckii 1099-18, 216 nucleotides. RefSeq lists its product as uncharacterized. The record is from RefSeq and is a predicted model, not a curated record. Lineage: Eukaryota; Fungi; Ascomycota; Sordariomycetes; Ophiostomatales; Ophiostomataceae. The transcript has a single exon. Bases 1 to 216 code for a protein of 71 amino acids.